UCAUGAUUCAUUUUCCAUGCCACCAUUCCUGAGCUAUCCUCUAGUGCUGGCCUGCAAACUCCAGAAGCUGUACCAAUCAGCAAAAAUAAGCAAAUAAAUAACAAAGGCAUGACUCAGUUUAUAGAGUCUUCCAUUUUUGUGAACCUGUUUCUCCUUGUUGCUGAACAAUGUCAAUGGCUCUUCUAUCCUCUUCCUCACUUCAUCUCCCACAAAAAAGAUUCAAUCUUUUCCAUCCUAAUCGCUUGCAGAUCUGUAAAAAUCCCAUUUUGAUGACUGGGUUUGUCUCAAAAAAGCAGUUUUUGGGUGGACUUGGGAGUUCUUAUCAGAAGAGCAUGGAAAUGUUGGCAAGGGUUGAAAAGUAUGGUGGUGGUGGUGUUGCUGAGAAGGAGGCUGAGGCUGAGGCUGUUUUGGGUGAUGCCCAGUUGGGGAAAUUUGAAGCUAUUCUUAAUAAAUUGAGCAAAUGGCUAGUAGCUUGUCUAUUUGGUCUGUACAUUCUAUGGAGGCAUGAUGGUGAAGCUUUGUGGGCUGCAAUGGGCUCAGUCGUUAAUUCAUGGCUGUCAAUAACUCUAAAGCAGAUACUAAAUCAUCAGAGACCGGUUUCUGCACUUAGAUCUGAUCCCGGAAUGCCAUCUUCGCAUGCCCAAUCAAUCUUCUAUAUAGCUGUUUUGGGCAUUCUUUCAUUAUUUCAAUGGAUGGGAACCAACUUGUUUACAGUGUCAAUGGGGGCCUUCAUCUUAAUUUCCGGCUCAUAUCUUACAUGGCUACGAGUAUCACAGCAACUACAUACAACUAGUCAAGUCUUGGUCGGCGCGAUACUAGGAUCAUCCUGUGCUAUUUCCUGGUUCUGGCUAUGGCAUGCAUUUGUACUCAAGGCAUUCAUUUCAUCGAUAUGGGUCCGGGUCAUCGUCGUUCUUGGUUCAGCAGCAUUCUGCAUCGCCUUCACGUUCUAUGUAGUUCGAGAAUGGCUCAUUGAUGAACUAUAAAUUAACACAAUGCCAUUGCUUAAUUUAUCAUACAUGUUAAACAUGACAGAUUCAAAUGAAAUGAAAUGAAAUGAAUGCAGUUAUUUUUACA
Dioscorea cayenensis subsp. rotundata (Guinea yam) is the source of this 1074-nucleotide messenger RNA. RefSeq names its product lipid phosphate phosphatase epsilon 2, chloroplastic-like. Gene Ontology annotation, molecular function: dolichyldiphosphatase activity. Bases 168 to 983 code for a protein of 271 amino acids. The record is from RefSeq and is a predicted model, not a curated record. Gene Ontology annotation, biological process: protein N-linked glycosylation; lipid biosynthetic process. Gene Ontology annotation, cellular component: endoplasmic reticulum membrane; intracellular membrane-bounded organelle. The transcript has 4 exons. NCBI's taxonomy places the organism in Eukaryota, Viridiplantae, Streptophyta, Magnoliopsida, Dioscoreales, Dioscoreaceae.